Molecule: messenger RNA, 3489 nt
Organism: Umbelopsis ramanniana AG
Lineage: Eukaryota; Fungi; Mucoromycota; Umbelopsidomycetes; Umbelopsidales; Umbelopsidaceae
Exons: 6
Coding region: 108-3155 (1015 amino acids)
Cellular component (GO): eukaryotic translation initiation factor 4F complex
Molecular function (GO): translation initiation factor activity; protein binding; mRNA binding
Source: RefSeq, a predicted model, not a curated record
UUAGGUACAUUGUUUGCUAAACCCUGUUUCGUCAUCCUAGUAUAUGCAACAAGGCUUUGAUUCUCACCAUUAUUACGCUCCAUAUCCCACCAUGCCUAUAUCGCCCUAUGCGAACAUGGGUGUUCAAGGUCAACAAGGGGGACGUUCUCCAUCUCAGCCAUUCAUCCAUAGCACUCCUCCUAGAAGCAAGGCUAUUCCUAUCAUCAAUCCUGAAACCAUGGCUCAAGUCAAGACCGAUACACCUUCUACUGCUAGCUCCCCAUCCCGCAAGGAAGCUAGCCCUGUCAUUCCCAAGGCAGAGGAAAAGAAGGAGAAGAUUGAAGUCAAGCCUGCCGGUUCUCCAUCCCGAGCCAUUAAGAUUGUUGAUCCUGCUAUUAAGGAACGCGAGGAGCGUGAAAAGCCGUGAAGAAGCUGAACGAGUGGAACGUGAACGUGUCGCUGCUGAGCAAAAGGAACAGGAACGAUUGGCUGCUGAGCAAAAAGCUAAGGAAGAAGCAGAGGAACGACGUCUGGAAGAAGAGCGCUUGGCUCGUGAACGUGAAGAAAAGGAACGUCUCGAGAAGGAGGAAGCUGCCAAGAAGGCUGCUGCUGAAGAAGAAGCUACUGCUGCUGCUGAUGCUGCCAAGGCUGCUGAAUCUGAAGCUGCUGCCAAGGCUGCUGUAGAAGAGCCUGCGUCUGAAACCACCACCACCGAAGAUAAGGAAGAGGCUGACAAGAAGCAAGAGGAGCGCAUCGCUGCCAUUGCUGCUGCCAAAUCUUCCCGUGGCCCUGGUCGUCUUGAUCUCAGUGCUAUUCCUCCCCAUGUUGCUCAAGCAAUGCCUACCCCUGUCAGUGCUGUUGAACCCCCCAAGUCCAAGGUUCCUUCCCUCAUCUCACGUACCGUGGAUCCUACCACCGUUACCUAUCCUGAGGAAGUUCAACCUCCUGUUCAAUCCAAGCCUGGUGUGCAACAAUACGAUGUUGCUUUCUUGAUGCAAUUUGCUUUGCUUUGUACCGAUACCGCCGAAGAUCUCUCUGCCUUUGAAAAUGUUGGCAUUGAUGAAUCCAAUGAUCGUGGCUCAAGACCGGGUAUGCAACGCCGUCAAACCUCAGAACGAGGACGUGGUCCUCGCACCCCUGGUUCCCCAAUGGGCAAGGAUGGCAAGUUCGAAAUGGGCAAGUUUGCUGGUGGCCGUUCUUUGGCUCCUCGUCAAGGCAGUGGAAGUCAUGCUUUGCCUGCUCCUGGAUCGCCUGGUGGUAUGCAACGGGACGGUUCUCACGGUGGUCGCAGUCGUAGCGGUCGUGGUGGUAAGGGUCGUCAUCCUCCUAGAGAACAACCGGGUGGCCCUACCAUUCCUUUGGAUCAAGUCGUUCCUCUGGAAAAAUCCGAAAACCGAUGGGUUCCCACUACACUUGAUGACCAGGCCAACACUGCUGCCUCUGCUGCUUUGGAAGCUGAAAUCAUUCCUGAAGAUAUUGUCAUUCGUAAGGUCAAGUCAUUGUUGAACAAAUUGACAUUAGAGAAAUUCGAUUCGAUCUCCAAACAAAUUUUGGAAUAUGCCAACCAAUCCGCCAAGGAAAGCGAUGGCAAGACGCUUCGUGUGGUCAUUCAACUUGUUUUUGAAAAGGCCACCGAUGAAUCUCAAUUUGCUUCUAUGUGGGCACAACUUUGCCGCAUGAUGCUCGAUAACAUUUCUUCGGAAAUUCGGGACGAAAGCGUCAAGGACAACAAGGGUCAAUAUGUUACUGGAAGCAACUUGUUCCGAAAGUAUCUUCUCAAUCGUUGUCAAGAGGAUUUCGAACGUGGUUGGAAGGGCAAGUUGCCUGAAAUGCCUGAUACCAAUUCAGGUGUGCUUUCUGAUGAAUAUUACGCUGCUGUCAAGGCUAAGCGUCAAGGUCUUGGUUUGAUUCGAUUGAUUGGUGAACUUUUCAAGUUGCAAAUGUUGACGGAGCGUAUUAUGCACGAGUGUAUCAAGAAACUCCUCAGCAAUGUCAGCGAUCCUGAAGAAGAGGAAACUGAGUCACUCUGCAAAUUGAUGACGACGGUUGGUAAGGAUUUGGAUCAUCCAAAGGCCAAGGGAUGGAUGGAUAUCUACUUUGAACGUAUCAAGGAACUCCAAGCCAACGAUAAGCUCAGUUCCCGUAUUCGAUUUAUGAUCCAGGAUGUUAUCGAUCUACGAAAGAGCAAGUGGACAUUGCGACAAGGCCAAGGCCCAAGUGGCCCAGCUACAAUUGCUCAGAUCCAUGAGGAAGCUGCCAAGGCCAAGGAGCGCGAAGAGAAGGAGGCUAUGAAGCGCACUCCAUCAUCCCGUGGAAACCCUAUGUCUCGUGCCAGCUCUCAUCGUGGCAAGGAAAUGCAACGUGAAGGUAGCUCCUCCAGCGUUGGCCCUGAUGGCUGGAGUACAGUUGGCAAUGCCAGUCCCACUGGCCCUGCCCGCAAGGCUGGCGAUUUGGCCAAUUUUGGCAAGAUUGAACGUAGCAAGUCACGCAACGGUGUUUUGGGUCCUGGAAGCAGUCCAUUUGCCAGCUUGUCGGCGGUUAACCGACAAGGUUCCAAGAGUGGUGAAAAGAAGGUCGUUUCUGAGGAAAAGGCCAGUGCUUCCGCCAGCUCUGACUCUAUUGGAACUGCCAACAUGUUCAGUGCAUUGGGUGGUGAAGGCCAUGAAGACGAAAAGGCUCCUCUGGAACGCAAGCGACUUCAACUUUUGCCCCGUGGAGCAACUGCCAGUGGUGAUAUCGUAUCUAGCCCUGUUGCUCAGACCCCUAGUGAGCCUGCUGCUGCUACUGCUAAUGAUGCUGCCGCUCCAAAGAUGUCUGAAGAUGACGCCAAGCGAAAGAUCAAAAACAUGUUUGAGGAAUUCUAUGGUAUCAAGGAUAAAAAUGAACUCUAUGAAUGUAUCAAAGAUCUGGGAAGCAACGAAUAUCAUCCUCAGUGGGUGCAAUACGGUAUGGGUGUUGUAGAGUCCAAGGCUGAGGAUGUUGAACUGGUCAAGGAAGUUUUCAGCGGUGCCCAAGAGCGCGAAUUGAUUAGCAAGGAUGACUUCCGAAAGGGUAUCCAACAAUUCAUGGACGAGAUCUAUGAAGAUUUGAGAAUCGAUGUGCCUCUUGCUCCCAAAUACGUCCCACAGCUUAUCACCGCCGCUGGAUUCGAUCCCAAGGAGUUUAUGGACAACUAAAACUCUUUGGUUUGUAACAUUUUCGACCUGUUAUUUUGUUCACGCCUUUUUUUUUUUUUCUUCUUAAAAAACCCACCCAAAAAUCCCCUCAUCCGCCGUCAUUUGCACCUUCCCACUUGUUUGAGAUACAUUUUACGCAUAAUAGAGUUUUUUUUUUUUUUUCGAGACAAGGGAAGAUGUUUUUUGUCAACCAAGUCAAAAGAGUGUAUGUUUGGUUUUUCUGUUCUUCUUGGUUGAUGUUUUUCCUCCUUUAUUCUCUCUACACCUUUAUCCCGCACACUUCUUUUCAAAACAUACAAAAAAAUCUUUCCACUCCCUUUUGUCACCCACCCUC